Diatraea saccharalis (sugarcane borer) is the source of this 12712-nucleotide messenger RNA. The record is from the annotation of a GenBank genome assembly. Lineage: Eukaryota; Metazoa; Arthropoda; Insecta; Lepidoptera; Crambidae.
AUGCAGUGGUUGAGAGCAUUCAUUUGCUUGUGUGCACUCAGCAUUCUGAGUGUUUACGCACACAGUUAUGACACAUCCAAUGGUGAUUAUGAAUAUGAAUAUGAAGAGGAAGAAGACGAUGCACAAGCGGCAGCUUCGGAGCUUGACGAAGAAGAGGUGAUCAGCACAUCAGUAGGUGGUGUCACCACUACCAUCGAAGAGAAAUUAACUGAAAACGAAGCAGCAGUCAGCCGACGUCGCUCCAAGAAAUCCAAGAGAGGAAAACGCAACUACUACCCUCUGCCAGCAUCCACUGGUGAUUAUGAAUAUGAAUAUGAAGAGGAAGAAGACGAUGCACAAGCGGCAGCUUCGGAGCUUGACGAAGAAGAGGUGAUCAGCACAUCAGUAGGUGGUGUCACCACUACCAUCGAAGAGAAAUUAACUGAAAACGAAUCAGCAGCCAGCCGACGUCACUCCAAGAAAUCCAAGAAAGGAAAACGCAACUACUACCCUCUUCCAGCAUCCACUGGUGACUAUGAAUAUGAAGAGGAAGAUGAUGAAGAAGUGGCAGCUCCGGAGCUUGACGAAGAAGAGGUGACCAGCACUUCAGUAGGUGGUGUCACCACUACCAUCGAAAAGAAAUUAACAGAAAACGAAGCAGCAUCCAGUCGGCAUCACUCCAAGAAAUCCAAGAAAGGAAAACGCAACUACUACCCUCUGCCAGAUGAUGGAAACAAAACAUAUGAUAUUGUAGCCUUAAAAAGACUUGAUGAUAAUGGAGAACCUAUAGUCACUUUGGCAAUGGUACCCCAUGGUACGAUCCCAGAAAAUAUUAUUACAUCUACAGGUAAUGAUCCAGAUUAUGAGUACGACGAUGAAGAUUAUCCGACACCAAUUAUUCCACCACCGCUACCGCCGAUCAGUCCACCGUGGAUACCGCCUCCGUCAUCUGGACUUCCAGGUCAACCACCUCAGCUCCCAUGGCAACCAUGGCAAUGGCCAUUCUACCCGUGGGGCCACUCAUGGGGAGGUGAAUCAUCAUCGAGUAGUAGGGAAUCCAAAUCCCAUCAUCACCAUCAUAGGAAACAUCAUCAUAAUAAGCAACAAUACCCGCAACCGCCGAUCUAUCCAUCAUACCCGCCGUUCCCGCAAUAUCCUGGACAAAAUCUACAACAACCGCAGUGGCCACAAAAUCCACAACUCCAGUGGCCGCAGCAACCGCAGUGGCCGCAGCAGCCUCAGCCAGGACAUCAACAUCGUCCUGGACACCAACAACCACCACCUGAGCCGCAACAACCACAGGAGCCACAGGAACCGCAACAACCACAGGAGCCACAGCAACCGCAGCAUCCGCAACUGCCACAACCUCCACAGCAACCAGGUAAGGGACCAGGAAGUGGACCACACAAACCGCACCGGCAACAUGGUCAACCCAGACCUCAUCGUCCAAGACAUCCACAUCAUCCUGGACACCAACAACCACCACAGGAGCCACAAAAACCACAAGGGCCGCAACAACCACAGGGGCCGAAACAACCACAGGAGCCGCAACAACCACAGGGGCCGAAACAACCACAGGCGCCGAAACAACCACAAGGGCCGAAACAACCACAGGGGCCGAAACAACCACAGGAGCCGCAACAACCACAGGAGCCACAGGAACCGCAACAACCACAGGAGCCACAGCAACCAGGUAAGGGACCAGGAAGUGGACCACACAAACCGCACCGGCAACAUGGUCAACCCAGACCUCAUCGUCCAAGACAUCCACAUCAUCCUGGACACCAACAACCACCACAGGAGCCACAAAAACCACAAGGGCCGCAACAACCACAGGGGCCGAAACAACCACAGGAGCCGCAACAACCACAGGGGCCGAAACAACCACAGGCGCCGAAACAACCACAAGGGCCGAAACAACCACAGGGGCCGAAACAACCACAGGAGCCGCAACAACCACAGGAGCCACAGGAACCGCAACAACCACAGGAGCCACAGCAACCAGAUAAGGGAACAGGAAGUGGACCUCACAAACCGCACCACCACCAUGGUCAACACAGACCUCAUCGUCCAAGACAUCCAUAUCAUCCAGGACACCAGAAACCACCACAGGAGCCGCAACAACCACAGGGGCCGCAACAACCACAGGGGCCGCAACAACCACAGGAGCCGCAACAACCACAGGGGCCGAAACAACCACAGGAGCCGCAACAACCACAGGGGCCGAAACAACCACACGGGCCGCAACAACCACAGGAGCCACAGGAACCGCAACAACCACGGGAGCCACAGCAACCGCAGCAUCCGCAACUGCCACAACCUCCACAGCAACCAGGUAAGGGAACAGGAAGUGGACCUCACAAACCGCACCACCACCAUGGUCAACAAAGACCUCAUCGUCCAAGACAUCCAUAUCAUCCUCGACACCAGAAACCACCACAGGAGCCGCAACAACCUCAGGGGCCGCAACAACCACAGGGGCCGAAACAACCACAGGAGCCGCAACAACCACAGGGGCCGAAACAACCACACUUGCCGCAACAACCACAGGGGCCGAAACAACCACAGGAGCCGCAACAACCACAGGAGCCGCAACAACCACAGGAGCCACAGGAACCGCAACAACCACAGGAGCCACAGCAACCGCAGCAUCCGCAACUGCCACAACCUCCACAGCAACCAGGCAAGGGACCAGGAAGGCAACAUGGUCAACCCAGACCUCAUCGUCCAAGACAUCCACAUCAUCCUGGACACCAACAACCACCACAGGAGCCGCAAAAACCACAGGGGCCGCGACAACCACAGGGGCCGAAACAACCACAGGAGCCGCAACAACCACAGGCACCGAAACAACCACAGGAGCCGCAACAACCACAGGGGCCGAAACAACCACUAGGGCCGAAACAACCUCAGGAGCCGCAACAACCACAGGGGCCGAAACAACCACAGGAGCCGCAACAACCACAGGAGCCACAGCAUCCAGGUAAGGGAACAGGAAGUGGACCUCACAAACCGCACCGGCACCAUGGUCAACCGAGACCUCAUCGUCCAAGACAUCCACAUCAUCCUGGACACCAAAAACCACCACAGGAGCCCCAACAACCACAGGGGCCACAACAACCACAGGGGCCGAAACAACCACAGGAGCCGCAACAACCACAGGGGCCGAAACAACCACAGGAGCCGCAACAACCACAGGGGCCGAAACAACCACAGGAGCCGCAACAACCACAGGGGCCGAAACAACCACACGGGCCGCAACAACCACAGGGUCCGAAACAACCACAGGAGCCGCAACAACCACAGGAGCCACAGGAACCGCAACAACCACAGGAGCCACAGGAACCGCAACAACCACAGGAGCCACAUCAACCGCAGCAUCCGCAACUGCCACAACCUCCACAGCAACCAGGUAAGGGAACAGGAAGUGGACCUCACAAACCGCACCACCACCAUGGUCAACACAGACCUCAUCGUCCAAGACAUCCAUAUCAUCCUGGACACCAGAAACCACCACAGGAGCCGCGACAACCACAGAGGCCGAAACAACCACAGGAGCCACAAAAACCACAGAGGCCGAAACAACCACAGGAGCCGCAACAACCACAGGGGCCGAAACAACCACAGGAGCCACGACAACCACUGAGGCCGAAACAACCACAGGGGCCGAAACAACCACUGAGGCCGAAACAACCACAGGGGCCGAAACAACCACAGGAACCGCAACAACCAAAGGGGCCGAAACAACCACAGGAGCCGCAACAACCACAGGGGCCGAAACAACCACAGGAGCCGCAACAACCACUGGGGCCGAAACAACCACAGGAGCCGCAACAACCGAAGGGGCCGAAACAACCACAGGAGCCGCGACAACCACAGAGGCCGAAACAACCACGGGGGCCGAAACAACCACAGGAGCCGCAACAACCACAGGGUCCGAAACAACCACAGGAGCCGCAACAACCACAGGGGCCGACACAACCACAGGAGCCACAACAACCACAGGGGCCGAAACAACCACGGGAGCCGCGACAACCACAGGGGCCGAAACAACCACAGGGGCCGAAACAACCACAGGAGCCGCAACAACCACAGGGUCCGAAACAACCACAGGAGCCGCAACAACCACAGGGGCCGAAACAACCACAGGGGCCGAAACAACCACAGGGGCCGAAACAACCACAGGAGCCGCAACAAUCACAGGGGCCGAAACAACCACAGGAGCCGCGACAUCCACAGAGGCCGAAACAACCACAGGAGCCACGACAACCACUGAGGCCAAAACAACCAAAGGGGCCGAAACAACCACAGGAACCGCAACAACCAAAGGGGCCGAAACAACCACAGGAGCCGCAACAACCACAGGGGCCGAAACAACCACAGGAGCCGCAACAACCACUGGGGCCGAAACAACCACAGGAGCCGCAACAACCGAAGGGGCCAAAACAACCACAGGAGCCGCGACAACCACAGAGGCCGAAACAACCACAGGAGCCGCAACAACCACAGGGGCCGAAACAACCACAGGAGCCGCGACAACCACAGAGGCCGAAACAACCACAGGAGCCACAACAACCACAGAGGCCGAAACAACCACAGGAGCCGCACCAACCACAGGGGCCGAAACAACCACAGGAGCCGCGACAACCACAGAGGCCGAAACAACCACAGGAGCCACGACAACCACUGAGGCCGAAACAACCACAGGGGCCGAAACAACCACAGGAACCGCAACAACCAAAGGGGCCGAAACAACCACAGGAGCCGCAACAACCACAGGGGCCGAAACAACCACAGGAGCCGCAACAACCACUGGAGCCGAAACAACCACAGGAGCCGCAACAACCACAGGGGCCGAAACAACCACAGGAGCCGCAACAACCACUGGGGCCGAAACAACCACAGGAGCCGCAACAACCGAAGGGGCUAAAACAACCACAGGAGCCGCGACAACCACAGAGGCCGAAACAACCACAGGAGCCGCAACAACCACAGGGGCCGAAACAACCACAGGAGCCGCGACAACCACAGAGGCCGAAACAACCACAGGAGCCACAACAACCACAGAGGCCGAAACAACCACAGGAGCCGCACCAACCACAGGGGCCGAAACAACCACAGGAGCCGCGACAACCACAGAGGCCGAAACAACCACAGGAGCCACGACAACCACUGAGGCCGAAACAACCACAGGGGCCGAAACAACCACAGGAACCGCAACAACCAAAGGGGCCGAAACAACCACAGGAGCCGCAACAACCACAGGGGCCGAAACAACCACAGGAGCCGCAACAACCACUGGAGCCGAAACAACCACAGGAGCCGCAACAACCGAAGGGGCCAAAACAACCACAGGAGCCGCGACAACCACAGAGGCCGAAACAACCACGGGGGCCGAAACAACCACAGGAGCCGCAACAACCACAGGGUCCGAAACAACCACAGGGGCCGAAACAACCACAGGAGCCGCAACAACCACAGGGGCCGAAACAACCACAGGAGCCGCAACAACCACAGGGGCCGACACAACCACAGGAGCCACAACAACCACAGGGGCCGAAACAACCACGGGAGCCGCGACAACCACAGGGGCCGAAACAACCACAGGGGCCGAAACAACCACAGGAGCCGCAACAACCACAGGGGCCGAAACAACCACAGGAGCCACCGCAACUGCCACAACCUCCACAGCAACCAGGUAAGGGAACAGGUAGUAGACCUCACAAACCACACCACCACCAUGGUCAACACAGACCUCAUCGUCCAAGACAUCCAUAUCAUCCUGGACACCAGAAACCACCACAGGAGCCACAACAACCACAGAGGCCGAAACAACCACAAGAGCCGCAACAACCACAGGGGCCGAAACAACCACAGGAGCCGCGACAACCACAGAGGCCGAAACAACCACAGGAGCCACAACAACCACAGAGGCCGAAACAACCACAGGAGCCGCAACAACCACAGGGGCCGAAACAACCACAGGAGCCGCGACAUCCACAGAGGCCGAAACAACCACAGGAGCCACGACAACCACUGAGGCCGAAACAACCAAAGGGGCCGAAACAACCACAGGAACCGCAACAACCAAAGGGGCCGAAACAACCACAGGAGCCGCAACAACCACAGGGGCCGAAACAACCACAGGAGCCACAACAACCACAGAGGCCGAAACAACCACAGGAGCCGCAACAACCACAGGGGCCGAAACAACCACAGGAGCCGCGACAACCACUGAGGCCGAAACAACCACGGGGGCCGAAACAACCACAGGAGCCGCAACAACCACAGGGUCCGAAACAACCACAGGAGCUGCAACAACCACAGGGGCCGAAACAACCACAGGAGCCGAAACAACCACAGGAGCCGAAACAACCACAGGAGCCGCAACAACCACAGGAGCCGCGACAACCACAGAGGCCGAAACAACCACGGGGGCCGAAACAACCACAGGAGCCGCAACAACCACAGGGGCCGAAACAACCACAGGAGCCGCGACAACCACAGAGGCCGAAACAACCACAGGAGCCACAACAACCACAGAGGCCGAAACAACCACAGGAGCCGCGACAACCACAGAGGCCGAAACAACCACAGGAGCCGCGACAACCACAGAGGCCGAAACAACCACAGGAGCCACGACAACCACUGAGGCCGAAACAACCACAGGGGCCGAAACAACCACAGGAACCGCAACAACCAAAGGGGCCGAAACAACCACAGGAGCCGAAACAACCACAGGAGCCGCAACAACCACAGGGGCCGAAACAACCACAGGAGCCGCAACAACCACUGGGGCCGAAACAACCACGGGGGCCGAAACAACCACAGGAGCCGCAACAACCACAGGGUCCGAAACAACCACAGGGGCCGAAACAACCACAGGAGCCGCAACAACCACAGGGGCCGAAACAACCACGGGAGCCGCGACAACCACAGGGGCCGAAACAUCCACAGGGGCCGAAACAACCACAGGAGCCGCAACAACCACAGGGUCCGAAACAACCACAGGAGCCGCAACAACCACAGGGGCCGAAACAACCACAGAGGCCGAAACAACCACAGGAGCCACGAAAACCACAGAGGCCGAAACAACCACAGGGGCCGAAACAACCACAGGAGCCGCAACAACCACAGGUGCCGAAACAACCACAGAAGCCGCAACAACCACAGGGGCCGAAACAACCACAGGAGCCGCAACAACCACAGGGGCCGAAACAACCACAGGAGCCGCAACAACCACAGGGGCCGAAACAACCACAGGAGCCACAGCAACCGCAGCCUCCGCAACUGCCACAACCUCCACAGCAACCAGGUAAGGGACCAGGAUGUGGACCACAAAAACCCCACCGGCAACAUGGUCAACCCAGACCUCAUCGUCCAAGACAUCCACAUCAUCCUGGAUACCAACAACCACCACAGGAGCCGCAACAACCACAGGGGCCGCAACAACCACAGGGUCCGAAACAACCACAGGAGCCACAACAACCACAGAGGCCGAAACAACCACAGGAGCCGCAACAACCACAGGGGCCGAAACAACCACAGGAGCCGCGACAACCACAGAGGCCGAAACAACCCCAGGAGCCACAACAACCACAGAGGCCGAAACAACCACAGGAGCCGCAACAACCACAGGGGCCGAAACAACCACAGGAGCCGCGACAACCACUGAGGCCGAAACAACCACGGGGGCCGAAACAACCACAGGAGCCGCAACAACCACAGGGUCCGAAACAACCACAGGAGCUGCAACAACCACAGGGGCCGAAACAACCACAGGAGCCGAAACAACCACAGGAGCCGAAACAACCACAGGAGCCGCAACAACCACAGGAGCCGCGACAACCACAGAGGCCGAAACAACCACGGGGGCCGAAACAACCACAGGAGCCGCAACAACCACAGGGUCCGAAACAACCACAGGAGCCGCAACAACCACAGGGGCCGCAACAACCACAGGGGCCGAAACAACCACAGGAGCCGCGACAACCACAGAGGCCGAAACAACCACAGGGUCCGAAACAACCACAGGAGCCGCAACAACCACAGGGUCCGAAACAACCACAGGGUCCGAAACAACCACAGGGGCCGAAACAACCACAGGAGCCGCGACAACCACAGAGGCCGAAACAACCACAGGGUCCGAAACAACCACAGGGGCCGAAACAACCACAGGAGCCGCGACAACCUAAGGGGCCGAAACAACCACAGGAGCCGCAACAACCACAGGAGCCGCGACAACCACAGGGUCCGAAACAACCACAGGGUCCGAAACAACCACAGGAGCCGCAACAACCAAAGGGGCCGAAACAACCACAGGAGCCUCAACAACCACAGGGGCCAAAACAACCACAGGAGCCGCAACAACCACAGGGGCCGAAACAACCACAGGAGCCGCGACAACCACUGAGGCCGAAACAACCACGGGGGCCGAAACAACCACAGGAGCCGCAACAACCACAGGGUCCGAAACAACCACAGGAGCCGCAACAACCACAGGGGCCGAAACAACCACAGGAGCCGAAACAACCACAGGAGCCGCAACAACCACAGGGUCCGAAACAACCACAGGAGCCGCAACAACCACAGGGGCCGAAACAACCACAGGAGCCGCAACAACCACAGGAGCCGCGACAACCACAGAGGCCGAAACAACCACGGGGUCCGAAACAACCACAGGAGCCGCAACAACCACAGGGGCCGCAACAACCACAGGGGCCGAAACAACCACAGGAGCCGCGACAACCACAGAGGCCGAAACAACCACAGGGGCCGAAACAACCACAGGAGCCGCAACAACCACAGGGUCCGAAACAACCACAGGAGCCGCAACAACCACAGGGGCCGAAACAACCACAGGAGCCGCGACAACCACAGGGUCCGAAACAACCACAGGAGCCGCAACAACCACAGGGGCCGAAACAACCACAGGAGCCGCAACAACCACAGGAGCCGCGACAACCACAGGGUCCGAAACAACCACAGGGUCCGAAACAACCACAGGAGCCGCGACAACCACAGAGGCCGAAACAACCCCAGGAGCCACAACAACCACAGGAGCCGCAACAACCACAGGGGCCGAAACAACCACAGGAGCCGCGACAACCACUGAGGCCGAAACAACCACGGGGGCCGAAACAACCACAGGAGCCGCAACAACCACAGGGUCCGAAACAACCACAGGAGCUGCAACAACCACAGGGGCCGAAACAACCACAGGAGCCGAAACAACCACAGGAGCCGAAACAACCACAGGAGCCGCAACAACCACAGGAGCCGCGACAACCACAGAGGCCGAAACAACCACGGGGGCCGAAACAACCACAGGAGCCGCAACAACCACAGGGUCCGAAACAACCACAGGAGCCGCAACAACCACAGGGGCCGCAACAACCACAGGGGCCGAAACAACCACAGGAGCCGCAACAACCACAGGAGCCGCGACAACCACAGAGGCCGAAACAACCACGGGGGCCGAAACAACCACAGGAGCCGCAACAACCACAGGGUCCGAAACAACCACAGGAGCCGCAACAACCACAGGGGCCGCAACAACCACAGGGGCCGAAACAACCACAGGAGCCGCGACAACCACAGAGGCCGAAACAACCACAGGGUCCGAAACAACCACAGGAGCCGCAACAACCACAGGGUCCGAAACAACCACAGGGUCCGAAACAACCACAGGGGCCGAAACAACCACAGGAGCCGCGACAACCACAGAGGCCGAAACAACCACAGGGUCCGAAACAACCACAGGGGCCGAAACAACCACAGGAGCCGCGACAACCUAAGGGGCCGAAACAACCACAGGAGCCGCAACAACCACAGGAGCCGCGACAACCACAGGGUCCGAAACAACCACAGGGUCCGAAACAACCACAGGAGCCGCAACAACCAAAGGGGCCGAAACAACCACAGGAGCCUCAACAACCACAGGGGCCAAAACAACCACAGGAGCCGCAACAACCACAGGGGCCGAAACAACCACAGGAGCCGCGACAACCACUGAGGCCGAAACAACCACGGGGGCCGAAACAACCACAGGAGCCGCAACAACCACAGGGUCCGAAACAACCACAGGAGCCGCAACAACCACAGGGGCCGAAACAACCACAGGAGCCGAAACAACCACAGGAGCCGCAACAACCACAGGGUCCGAAACAACCACAGGAGCCGCAACAACCACAGGGGCCGAAACAACCACAGGAGCCGCAACAACCACAGGAGCCGCGACAACCACAGAGGCCGAAACAACCACGGGGUCCGAAACAACCACAGGAGCCGCAACAACCACAGGGGCCGCAACAACCACAGGGGCCGAAACAACCACAGGAGCCGCGACAACCACAGAGGCCGAAACAACCACAGGGGCCGAAACAACCACAGGAGCCGCAACAACCACAGGGUCCGAAACAACCACAGGAGCCGCAACAACCACAGGGGCCGAAACAACCACAGGAGCCGCGACAACCACAGGGUCCGAAACAACCACAGGAGCCGCAACAACCACAGGGGCCGAAACAACCACAGGAGCCGCAACAACCACAGGAGCCGCGACAACCACAGGGUCCGAAACAACCACAGGGUCCGAAACAACCACAGGAGCCGCGACAACCACAGAGGCCGAAACAACCCCAGGAGCCACAACAACCACAGGAGCCGCAACAACCACAGGGGCCGAAACAACCACAGGAGCCGCGACAACCACUGAGGCCGAAACAACCACGGGGGCCGAAACAACCACAGGAGCCGCAACAACCACAGGGUCCGAAACAACCACAGGAGCUGCAACAACCACAGGGGCCGAAACAACCACAGGAGCCGAAACAACCACAGGAGCCGAAACAACCACAGGAGCCGCAACAACCACAGGAGCCGCGACAACCACAGAGGCCGAAACAACCACGGGGGCCGAAACAACCACAGGAGCCGCAACAACCACAGGGUCCGAAACAACCACAGGAGCCGCAACAACCACAGGGGCCGCAACAACCACAGGGGCCGAAACAACCACAGGAGCCGCGACAACCACAGAGGCCGAAACAACCACAGGGUCCGAAACAACCACAGGAGCCGCAACAACCACAGGGUCCGAAACAACCACAGGGUCCGAAACAACCACAGGGGCCGAAACAACCACAGGAGCCGCGACAACCACAGAGGCCGAAACAACCACAGGGUCCGAAACAACCACAGGGGCCGAAACAACCACAGGAGCCGCGACAACCUAAGGGGCCGAAACAACCACAGGAGCCGCAACAACCACAGGAGCCGCGACAACCACAGGGUCCGAAACAACCACAGGGUCCGAAACAACCACAGGAGCCGCAACAACCAAAGGGGCCGAAACAACCACAGGAGCCUCAACAACCACAGGGGCCAAAACAACCACAGGAGCCGCAACAACCACAGGGGCCGAAACAACCACAGGAGCCGCGACAACCACUGAGGCCGAAACAACCACGGGGGCCGAAACAACCACAGGAGCCGCAACAACCACAGGGUCCGAAACAACCACAGGAGCCGCAACAACCACAGGGGCCGAAACAACCACAGGAGCCGAAACAACCACAGGAGCCGCAACAACCACAGGGUCCGAAACAACCACAGGAGCCGCAACAACCACAGGGGCCGAAACAACCACAGGAGCCGCAACAACCACAGGAGCCGCGACAACCACAGAGGCCGAAACAACCACGGGGUCCGAAACAACCACAGGAGCCGCAACCACAGGGGCCGCAACAACCACAGGGGCCGAAACAACCACAGGAGCCGCGACAACCACAGAGGCCGAAACAACCACAGGGGCCGAAACAACCACAGGAGCCGCAACAACCACAGGGUCCGAAACAACCACAGGAGCCGCAACAACAACAGGGGCCGAAACAACCACAGGAGCCGCGACAACCACAGGGUCCGAAACAACCACAGGAGCCGCAACAACCACAGGGGCCGAAACAACCACAGGAGCCGCAACAACCACAGGAGCCGCGACAACCACAGGGUCCGAAACAACCACAGGGUCCGAAACAACCACAGGAGCCGCAACAACCAAAGGGGCCGAAACAACCACAGGAGCCUCAACAACCACAGGGGCCAAAACAACCACAGGAGCCGCAACAACCACAGGAGCCGAAACAACCACAGGAGCCGCAACAACCACAGGGGCCGGAACAACCACAGGAGCCACAGCAACCGCAGCCUCCGCAACUGCCACAACUUCCACGGCAACCAGGUAAGGAACCAGGAAGUGGACCACAUAAGCCGCACCGGCCACAUGGUCCACACAGGCCUCAUCGUCCAGGACAUCCACACCGCCCACAUCGUCCACAUCGGCUAGGUCAUCCACGCUGCCCACAUCAUCCACAUCGCCUUUGUCAUCCACAUCAUCCUGGACAACCACAACAACCGCAAGACCCACAGCAGCCGCAAAAACCACAAAACCCACAACAACCGCAAGACCCACAGCAACCGCAACAGCCACAAAAACCACAAAACCCACAACAACCGCAAAACCCACAGCAACCGCAACAGCCACAAAAACCACAAAACCCACAACAACCGCAAUACCCACAGCAACCGCGGCAGCCACAAAAACCGCAGAAACCACAAAAACCACAUAAAGGAAGAGUUUGUGCAUGCUGGGAAAGCAUAGACAAGGUUCCAGCCAACGUUCGUAAACUAUUGGGGUUCGAUUAAUACAAGGACAGAAGAACUUUAAGAAACG